Molecule: messenger RNA, 2905 nt
Organism: Lingula anatina
Lineage: Eukaryota; Metazoa; Brachiopoda; Lingulata; Lingulida; Lingulidae
Source: RefSeq, a predicted model, not a curated record
GGAAAUUCCCAUUGCUAAAAAUAAUCCUUAUCGUGUCCUUACAGUGACACUGAAACUUAUUCGCCAUUUUAUAGUGAAUUUUCGCGUUUGUAACAUUCUCAAUUAUUAGCAAGGGGGAAUGGUUGUAUUUGUUUAACGUUUACUUUGACAGUGCCCAGUUUUAUUUUGAAGAAGAUUAGGCCUGCGAAAAAUUUCAAACUUGCAGUCCAAUCCUGCUGCCGGACACCAAAAUAGUUACAGUUCCUUUAAUCUUUUUCAGCCGCUUUAAGGAGGUUUGUAAGGAUGGAUGCCACCAGACCAGAGUAUAUCCACAACCAUCUGAGCCUUGACUUGAAGAAUGAGAUCACCAGAGAUCAGUUUAAAGCCAUAAAACAACUGCUCUGGGGCACAGUGGGGAGGGCUCAACUGGAGGAAGCAGAAGAUGUGUGCCACGUGUUUAACCUGAUGUUUGACAAGGGCAUUAUUUCAAUUGGAGAGUAUGGUGUACUGAAGAGAUUGGUGAGGGAUGCUGGAAUAGGAAGAUUGGUUGGUGUCAUUGAAGAGGCAGAAAACAGAAUAAGGACGUAUAAACCAAAUGAAAACCAGGCCAAGAAGGAAUAAUUAAGGCAUUCUGGCUCCCUUGCAGCAAUAGCAUCACUUUGGAGAAACCUCAGCUGAGACACUAACUUUGUGGGCAUCUUAACUAAUUCACGCAAGUCUGUAGGUUUUGUGUCUUAAAUUUCUGAAGCGCACAUUCAGAAAACCAUAAAAUUUUACACAGACUGUCAGAGCAGGUCGUAUAGUGCCACAGUAUUGUAACAUCGUGCCAGAAUUGGGGUAGCAAGCUGCCAUUGCCAGACAAGUCAAUGUGACCCAAGGAACAGUGUCUAACGUGCACCAGAGACAAUGCCCAUAGCCGUGCCCAGACUGGUGAACAUACACAGAGCCAUAUCCUGUCACCGGACGAGAAGACCGCUUGCUUGAACCGUUAUGUAACAACAACUGUCCAAAAACAGAUCAUGUCAUGCUCUGUAAAAUAUGAGUGGCAAAUUGCAGAUCAAAUCCUUACAGUCACACCUCUGAAUGUAUGGAUGCCUCACCGAGUAGGGAUCUAUAGUCAGCCGUGCUUUCAGAGGACAAACUCUGACUGAUGUAUGGAACACAAUUGCCACACCAAAUCCCCAGAAAAUUGUCUGAAGGAAUGCCUUGCCGAGUGAGGGCUCUGAUUGUAGUCAGAGGUCGCCUAUGUUAUCAACUGUUGCAAUCUGUUGAAUUUGUCUUAAUAGUUCUUUGCUGUGAGAGAAAAUCCAGAUAGCCUGAUAUUUUGAAAAUAUUGGAUUCCCAAGAAAGCAUGAUCCAUGUGUUAUUUUUAAAGAUGUUUUAAUACACUGAUGCUCAUAAGUUAAGCAACACUUUCUAAUUUCUCAAAUUUCUCAGCAACCAAGCUUUUUAUUAAGGCAAAAUCUGUACAGUAGCUAAACAUGUAUCUCGUUCUUACUUUGAACUAGUGGACCGUGACAUUUGAGUACUAUUUACUGUUGGGCAGGGUAGAAUAUGCAAUAGGGGUGCCACUUGCGAAAAACACAGUUUGGGCAUGCCAUGCGGAGCUUCCAAUUUGGCUGGUUUCAUGGGCACAAUUUGUUAUAUUGUACCAACCAAUGGUUAGAAGAAGACUCAACGAGGUAAUCAGAUGGCAAAUUAUAGGAAGCCAUCUUGCUGAGGUGCCAGAGAGACAGAUUGCAAGGCAAUAGAGAGUAGCACCAAGUCAAGUGUCCAAGCUGGUAGCAAAAUGGCGCCAAACUCAUCAUGUUUUGGACAAGCCUCUUUCUGGUAGAACGAGAUUAACCGACGCAAGUGUUAGAAGAUGUUAGGUUCAACUACGCCACCAGAACCGGUCCAAACAGCUGAGAAACAUCUGGCCUGGAUUAGGAAGAGCUCAAAUCAGUAGGCAGACAGUCAACAGGCAUAAUUUAGACGCUGGACUUUCAUUUAAAAAGCCUCCUAAAAAGCCACCUUCGACCAAAAGACACAAGCAGAUAAGUUUGGCAUAAGCCAGAUGCCGAGAAAGAUAGAAUCUAAGGACUGGGUGAAGGGUCCUGUGGACUGACAAGAGCAGAUUCACUUUGAUGUAUGCAGAUGGUUGGCUGGGAGUCUGAAGAGGUCCAAACCAAGCGUUUCAGGAUGAUUGUGAUCACCCAUGUAUUCAGGAUGGCGGAGUACCCGUCACAGUAUGGUGCGCUUUCUCAUAUGAUGAAAAAUUGCCACUGUACGUUAUGCAAGGGAGAUACACUGGUCAACCAUACAGAAAAGAAAUACCAUUGGGGAGCUUGCAAUCACACAUUCAAGCAAAUCCAGGAAGAAAUAUCAUUUUGGUGCAGGACAGUUUGCCCAUUCAUAAAGCACGGUCCGUGCAAAUCGCGCUGCAACAGCAUGGUAUUCCAAAUUUGGAUGGCCCUGCAAUAUUUGCCAAUUCUCAGUGUAAUUGAACAUGCUAAAGAUAUGAUUGACAGAGCAGUUAAUGAGAGACAACCUCCAGUUGGAAACAUAAGAAAGCUCCAGCAGGCAGUAAUUUAGGAAUGGAACAGGCUCACAAUGCAAGAUUGACAGAAUUUGGUGGCAAAUUGCAGGAGACAUUGUGAAGCUGUUGUUCAAAAAUAGGGAAGGCACACCCAAUAUUUAUUGGAUAAUAGACGAUUAAUCAUUUAUUAUCUACAGUCUUCUUUUAUUAAAACUAAUUCUUAGAUGAUUGAACUUUAUUUUUUCAUGAUAAGCUGUUUUAAUCAGCACGUACUUGAUGCUGUGUGAGCAUACUUUUUAGACACAUGGUUUGGCCUAUUUUGGUACUGUUUGGUUAAUAACGUUAUUUUGAUUAUUACAAUAAGCUAUGUGGUGUAUUUCAUUAACAGAAAUAUUCAAUUUGAAUAGG